Macrobrachium nipponense is the source of this 4298-nucleotide messenger RNA. Its product is annotated as DNA excision repair protein ERCC-5 homolog. Gene Ontology annotation, cellular component: nucleus. Lineage: Eukaryota; Metazoa; Arthropoda; Malacostraca; Decapoda; Palaemonidae. Gene Ontology annotation, molecular function: DNA endonuclease activity; single-stranded DNA binding. Gene Ontology annotation, biological process: nucleotide-excision repair. The record is from RefSeq and is a predicted model, not a curated record.
GUUUGGUACCACAGUAUAACUUCAGUAGAUAAAAUAUUCCUCUUACUAUUGUAGUGAUAUUUUUUUCAUAAAGAUAAAAGUUUUUUUAUGCGCUAAUUACUCACUAAUAAUUUAUAUCUGUGACACUACAAAUAAAUCAUGGGAGUUAAAGGGCUGUGGAAGCUUGUUGAGUGUUCAGGGGUACCAGUACCUCUGGAAACAUUGGAACAGAGGAUAUUAGGUGUUGAUGUGUCCAUUUGGCUCCACCAAGCAGUGCGAGGAUUCAGAGGACCUGGUGGUUCUGCUGUGGCAAAUGCCCAUUUGUUGACUCUGUUCCAUCGCAUAUGUAAGCUUCUCUUCUACCGCAUCAGGCCUGUCUUUAUAUUUGACGGGGGAGUCCCACACCUGAAAAAACAGACUCUUGCUUCCAGGAGGCUUCGACGGGAAGUAGCAGCCAGCAAGGCAAAGCAAGUGAGAGAAAGACUCCUUUCGAAUCUCUUGAAAAGUCAGGCUGUUAGAAAAGCUCUUGGUAGGAGUGGACCAGGACCCAGUGCAGCACACGUUGUUCGUCCCAAGAGUCGAAAAGAUAUUUUUGAAUUACCACCUCUCCCUGAAGAAAAAAGGACCUCAUUAAGUCCGAACAAAUCAGCAGAAGAGAAGAGAUCAGUUAUGAAGAGUUACAGGCUCCCAAAUCUUCACCAGUUUGAGUUUGAAAGUGAGGAGUUUAAAGCCCUCCCCCUUGAAACUCAGCAUGAAAUUUUGAGUGAGCUCCAGGACACUCGUAAAGAAAAUUCAUGGAACACUUUGAAUAAAAUGCCCCAAGAAUCUAAAAAUUUUGCUCAGUUUCAAAUGGAAAGGUUAAUGAAAAGGUACAAAUUUCAGUCAACCCUUGAUAAUAUUCGAUCUGAAAUGCAGAAAAAGAAGUCGGCAGAAAUGGAAGCUGAAAUGUUUGGUGAGCUUGAGAAGCAUGUUAGUCUAACACAACGAAUUGUCUCAGAAGAUUCUGCCCAUUCCAUUUUUAUCAAGAAAAUAAAUGAAACCCAAAAUGAACCUGAUAGCCAAGAAGACAUUUUGAAGCAAGAUCUAAAUGAAAAAAACUCCAUGAAGAGGAGAGGGAGAGUUUGAAAGGAUUUUUUGACUGAAUUAGAAAAAAAACAAGGCAUUGUAAAAUCAAAGCGUUUUUCAGAUUCUGAGUCAGAUUCCGACUAUGAUGAUGAUUACUUUAGUUUUCCUGAUUCAAAGAAUAAAGAUGAAAAGAACCAGAGUGAAGAUAAACUUGACUUUGAUGGAAAAGCCCUUUUGAAAGUUGUAGGCUCAUUGUUAGACAAUGAUGGUCUCUCGCAGGAAGAGAUCCUUGCUCUUAUUAAACAGGGGAAUCCCAGUGAACAUCAUAAUGAAAUGCCUGCCGGUUCAGAUGGACCGUCAACUUCAGGAAAGGCAUCAGGUUUUGUGUUUAAUCCAGAUGCAGAUUCGUCUGAUGACGACAGUGAUUUUAUAGAAGUCUCUGAACCCAGCAGCCCAGGUACUUUAGCACCUGAAAAGAUUGAUGAAACAAAGACUGAAGAUAAUGUUAAAAAAGUUUUAGAGACCAAAAACAACAGCUUAUGGAUCAAGAUCAUGCAGCAGAAGUUAGAUGAUAUUGUCCAUACAAGUAACAAUAAGACUUCCCCUAAGAAAGCCCUGGUAGAUAGUCGAAAUAUGGGUGCAGCCAAUCAGGAAAAUAGCAGGAAGAUUGUGAGUGAUAAGUCCAAGGGUAUUUCCAUAUCAUUAGAUUUUGAUAUUGCGCCUUUGAAGAUGGAAGAAGAUAUAUUUGCAGAUGUUUUUUCAAACAAGCCUGAGAAUGUUACUAAUUCACAAACCAAGCUCCCUUCGGAAAAGAAGAGGCAUUCAAACCUUGAGGCUAUAACAAGAAAAUUGUCAAGAUACAGUGAUGUUCAAAAUAAGCAGGUAACUGCUGCCGCAGCUUCCAAAGCAUCUGUUUUAAAAAGAAAUCUGCAAUCUGGGAAUGAUGGCAGCUCUCACAUUUUAAAUGAGACCUGUGUUCAAGGAGUAACUCAGAAUCCAGGGAAUGUAAAAAAAAUUGAAGACUUUCCAGCAGCAAAUAAAGAAGAGAGGAAAGAAAGAAAUUCUGAUGUGGAAUUCAUGAAUUCUAGUGAUGAUAGUGACUCAGAAAUGUUUAAAAGAAAAGAGACUUCAAAAGUGCCUGAAAGAAGUUGUAGCCCUGAUAUCAUUCCAUCUAAUUAUGAUAAUGAAGCUGAAGUAGAGGAUGUGGAGAUGAUGAGUUCCAGUGGAGAUAGUGACUCAGAAACGGAAAAUAUUAAUAACAGUAGAACACCCAAGGAAAAUAAUGCCUUAAAGAAAAGUGAGUAUAUCAGUACUGAAAAUAUUCCUGGCCUAGGUAAACCAUCAAGUAAAACAGCUGAUUACAUGAAAGAGACCACUGCCAGAACUGAUGCUCAAGAACCAAACAUUAGCUCAUUACAGAGUGGGAUUGGGAGUGUUGAAGAAGACAGAUUUUUGAGAAGUACGGAGAUCAAUGAAAACUCUAACUUGUUUGUCAAAAAAUCUAAUGCACCAUCAAGCACUGUAGAAAUGGAUGUUUCACCAGAAAAUCGUGAUUCUGUGGAGCAGAAUGCAAGCAUUAGUGAUCGUACAAGUGAUUCACAAGUUAAUGGAGUAGUUUUGGAGAGUGAUGAUACAAAGAGUGAGGAAAUUCUGCAGGAAGCUGAGACUCAAGAUCUUAAACUGAGUGCAGAGAAUGAAAAUAUUUCAGAAAAUGGGAUUUCUCAAUCAGCUUCAAAUAAUUUGCAAGGAAAAGCUAUAGAUGUCAAUGAAACAAAGGAAGAAGAAUUUAUUGAGGUUGAAAGGCCACUUGAAUAUUCAGAAGAUGAGCUAAAACGUUUGGAAGGGGAACUGGCUGAAGAACAAAGAGCCUUAGUAGCCCAGGCUCAAAAAGUAGAACGAAUUUCAUCUAAUUUGAAUGAUCAGAUGUAUGGAGAAUCCCAGCACUUAUUACAGCUUUUUGGCAUUCCAUAUCUUGUUGCUCCAAUGGAAGCAGAAGCUCAGUGUGCUUUUCUGGAUGCUAUCAAUUUAACGUCCGGAACCAUAACUGAUGACUCUGAUAUAUUUCUCUUUGGAGGUACGAAAGUUUAUAAGAAUUUCUUCAAUCAGACAAGGCAUGUUGAAUUUUUUAAAAUGGAUAAUAUUGAAGCAAAUCUAGGUUUGAAUAGAGAAAAAAUGAUAACUCUUGCUCUUCUUACUGGCAGUGAUUAUACUGAGGGCAUUGAGUCGGUUGGGGCAGUAUCAGCAAUGGAAUUGUUAACAGAAUUCCCAGGAGAAGGUAUUGAUUGCCUUCGAGCUUUCAAAAAGUGGUGGAAUGUUGCUCAUAAGAAUGUGUCUGCAAUCUAUUUAUCAAAAGUAAAGCAGAAAAUGGCUCAGGUACAUCUGCCAGAGUCAUUUCCUUCAGAUCAGAUAUUCAAAGCUUAUUUAGAACCUGAAGUUGAUGAUUCCAAGGAAAAAUUCUCAUGGGCAGUACCUAAUGUAGAUGCACUUCGCCUCUUUACUAUGGAAAAGUUUGGGUGGAAUCGGGCUAAAGCUGAUGAAAUUCUACUCCCAGUUAUGAAGAAGCUUGGAGUAAAAACUACCCAAAUGAGAAUUGACUCAUUCUUCACCAAUAUCAAGCUAGUGAAAGAUGAUAAAGUUCAUAGUAAACGGAUGCAAGAUGCCAUAGCAAAAGCAAAAGGAUUGGAACCACCAAGUGUUAAGGAAGGCACAUCAUUAAAGAGAACUGGAAAUCUGGUGAGAAAGAAGCCCCCAGGAAAGAGGCGCAAAGUACAAGAGUCGGAAGAAUCUUUGGAUCAAAAUGCAGAAGAGGAGGAAGAAGUUGAUAAAAACGUUCCUGAUAACAAGCCUUCAAGGACACUGUUAAUAGAUCCUUCUGAGGGCAGUAGUGGUCCUGAAGUACAUGCCAAUAAUAAACCAAAAGCCAAAGGAAGAGGUCGUAAGAAGAAGGAAGAUAGUCAGGAGAAAAAAUCCAGUGGUCCUGUUCGUUCUGUACGUGAAGUUGAAGACGAUUAUGUUCCUCCAAGGAAAUUGACAAAGGAAAUCAUGUAUGAAGCACUUUUGAAAAAGCAGACAAUUAGUCAGAGGGAAACUGAUAAACAGAAAAUGGAAGAUAAAAAGAAAAUAGCAGCAGAACUUCUGAAAAAAAAUUCAUCGAAAGAAAAAAAGAAAAGAUGAAUACGUAUAAGAUAAGUCAAGGCUGCAAUACUGUACUGAAAAAUUAACUUUUCAUACAAUCAACUUACCUGUCAGAUAUA